Messenger RNA from Hordeum vulgare subsp. vulgare (domesticated barley), 1054 nucleotides. RefSeq names its product rRNA-processing protein UTP23 homolog. Lineage: Eukaryota; Viridiplantae; Streptophyta; Magnoliopsida; Poales; Poaceae. Gene Ontology annotation, cellular component: nucleolus; small-subunit processome. The record is from RefSeq and is a predicted model, not a curated record. The transcript has 5 exons. Bases 8 to 763 code for a protein of 251 amino acids. Gene Ontology annotation, molecular function: small ribosomal subunit rRNA binding.
GCACGCGAUGAGGGUGAAGAGGCGGUCGCGGCACCGCAAGGUGGUCAAGUUCUAUUCCACCUGCUUCGGCUUCCGCGAGCCCCACAAGGUGCUCGUCCACGGCCUGCUCCCCGCCGACGACGCCCUCCGCGAGCUCCUCUCCGCCACCCGGCCGCCCCCGCUCUUCACCUCCAAGUGCGUCCAGGCCCAGCUCCGCCGCCUCGGCAAGUCCCACUCCCAGGCAUUCGACGCCGCCCAGCUCCUCGCCACCGACAGUUGCGAGCAUGAAAAAGUGGUCAGUGCAGUUGAUUGUAUUCUCUCACUGGUAGGUGAUAAGAAUCCGCAACACUACUUUGUCGCUACCCAGGAUUCUGGUCUCCGGGCUAAGCUACGGGAGGUUCCUUGUGUUCCUGUGAUAUACGGUGUGAAGAACUCCCUGGUUAUUGAGCAACCAUCCGUGCAGCAACGCAAGUUUGCUCAGCUGGAUGAGGAGAAGCGUAUUCACAUGGAAAAAUCAGAAUUUAAGAAGCGACUAAAAGCAUCAUCAGAAGGAAAGACGUCUGUUGAUGGAAACAUACCCGGAGUAGUUGCAGAGAAAAGCAAGUUUAAAAGGAACAGAGCAAAGGGUCCGAACCCAUUAUCCCGCAAGAAAAAGAAACCAAAGCCCCAACCAUCAGCUGCUCAAAAUCAGGGUCUGAGGGCCGAUGGUGAGGCAAAGCGAAAAAGGGUUAGGAAGCGGAAGAGAAGCGGCAAAGAUAGCAUUCAAGCAGAGACAGCGAGCUGAUGGGCCUAGAAAAAAGUUGCAAAACAAUGGUGUCAUUUUGCUGCUCUGGCCCCAAUCCGCCGCAUCAAAUGCUAAGAUUAUGUGCUGAUGGUGUUUUUUCAAAUGUGGUACACAAUCCUCAGUCAAGUUGAUAGAUCAUACAUCGUCACAAUAGGAUCGUAACUGGAAACUUUUGGCAGUGUAGCACUAAUAGUUUGUUUGAGACGGUUUGGACUUGUAAAAUUUGUCCUUGCUGGUAAUCUAGUAUAUGAAUACAUCCAAAGUUUUGGCGUUGUAUCAUGAAGAAAUCAA